UGGGAGGUGGAGGCCUCAUGCUGUGGGCUCAGAGGAAGAAAAGGAAGACAACCUUAGAAGACAGGUCUCCAGAAUCCUGCCGAGUAAAUGACAGCUGGAUCAAAUCUCACUUUAGCCGCCUUUCGGAAGAGAGGUUGCCCACCCACUGCUAUGGCAGCAACUAUGGCCCCUCACAUGAAAACAGGCAUGGGGAGGCCAACACCACCAUCCACAUGGAGACCCUCACCUCCACACAUGGAGAAGGGGGCAAGGCUCUGCGCCGAGAUGCCUUUAACAGCAAACAGAAGGUAUCUGGGACCUCGGUGACCAAAGAGACCCAGAGGGAAUCAGGAAAGUCCCCAUCAAUGGAGGAUGCUGCAUGGGCUGCUGUGACUGCUUGCGCCAAGGAGAUCGAUGCCAAGGGGCAUUACCUGGCGAAUUCCAUGCUGCAACGCGCCGGGACUUACCAGCAUGUCGGCCAUGUGGAAUCCAGGGACAUCAGCCCAGAAGAGCUGAAGGCUCUGGAGGAGGUGGAGAUAAAGCUGAAAGGGAAUUUCCUCACUCAUCGGGAAACCACCAUAGCUGGUUCCAACCAAACACACAGUGUCCAUAGCCAGAAUCGCCAUGGUCACCAAAACCAGCGUAGCCAUUCAAUCUACCAAAGCAACCAAAGUCAUCCUGUUUACUCCAGCCACCAGGGUCAUCAUCCAGGUCACUUGAGCCACCAGGGUCAUCCAGGUCCCUCAAGCCACCAGAGUCAUCUGGGCCACCCAAACCACCAGGGUCAUCCAGGUCACUCCAGCCACCAGAGCCACCAGGGUCACUCCAGCCACCAGAGCCACCAGGGUCAUCCAGGUCACUCCAGCCACCAGAGCCACCAGGGUCACCCAGGUCACUCCAGCCACCAGAGCCAUAGUCUGCCCAACCGCAGCCACCAAAUCUAUGACUCUUGA
Molecule: messenger RNA, 932 nt
Organism: Peromyscus californicus insignis
Lineage: Eukaryota; Metazoa; Chordata; Mammalia; Rodentia; Cricetidae
Gene: CUNH10orf62
Product: chromosome unknown C10orf62 homolog
Exons: 2
Coding region: 18-932 (304 amino acids)
Source: RefSeq, a predicted model, not a curated record